Molecule: messenger RNA, 2714 nt
Organism: Puntigrus tetrazona (Sumatra barb)
Lineage: Eukaryota; Metazoa; Chordata; Actinopteri; Cypriniformes; Cyprinidae
Product: probable G-protein coupled receptor
Exons: 2
Coding region: 374-1684 (436 amino acids)
Biological process (GO): G protein-coupled receptor signaling pathway
Cellular component (GO): signaling receptor complex; plasma membrane; endosome
Molecular function (GO): G protein-coupled receptor activity
Source: RefSeq, a predicted model, not a curated record
CACUGUUGUAGUGUUGUUGGAUUCACCUGCAGCUCUCAGCGAGGGGAACUGACACAGUAUAAUUACUCUGUCUAUAGAUGUUGCAGCAGAGUCUCCUGACGGACUGAUCUGUACAUCAUGUACGUCUGCCGCUGUAAUGGCUUCUGCUUGUCUUAAGUGCAAAUACGGAGGAGCCAAACCCGACUCCAUCAAGCUCUCUUCACCACAGACAGUGACAGCUGGAUAAACUUCACUGACUGGCUUGGGAACAUUAAAUGAUGCUUGAGCAACAUCGGUGCUGACCUUUGACCUCCAGACAACGAGUCCCCCCGUUCCUGACUUGUGGAAGAUGGAGAAGUUUCUGCUUUGUGUUUGGUUCACCAGGCAGUAAACAAUGGAGGCAUCUGGACUACCUCCGCCAGCACAGCACAAUGAAACUGAACUUAAUGAGACACUGAGUCGUGGCCACCCUAUGCAUCUGGCUCCCAGCAUGCAACUAGGGAGCAUGUCCAAUCCGCAGUCGCGUUUCCGAGACAUGUCGGGCCUCGUGAUCAUGGUGACUCUUAACGCAAUCGCGCUCUUAGCCAACAGCGGAGUGCUUGCCGUAGUAGUGAAAGUGCCACAUCUCCGCAAGUUCAGUUUGGUGUGCCACCUCUGCAUCGUGGAUUUGUUAUGCGCCGCUCUGUUGAUGCCGCUCGGCAUCGUCUGCGGCUCGCCCUUCUUCGCCGGCAUCAUCUUCUCCGUGCUUGAAUGCAGGUUGUACAUUUUCCUCAAUGCCUUUCUCAUAUCUGCCUCUAUCUUCACGGUCACCGUGAUCAGCAUCGAACGCUACUUCUACAUCGUGCAUCCCAUGAGGUACGAGGCUAAAAUGACUCCUCUCUUAUCCGCAGCCGUGAUGGGAUUCAUCUGGGUGGCGUCUACUUUGCUAGGGCUUGCUACCGUCUUUGGGUGGCCCAGUUACGGAAGUAGAAGCUCCAUUGCAGCCACCCACUGCUCUCUCCAUUGGAGCCACAGCGGACACCGGAGAGUGUUCGCCAUUUUAUUCUGCACUGUUUGCUUUUGCGUUCCAGCUGCUAUUAUUAUCGCCGUCUAUGGGAACGUGUAUAAAGUCGCCCACACGGCUGCCCGGGAAAGAGGACCCAUCCCGAGCUGGACGAUGGCGAGCGCUCAUCCGAAGCGCCGGUCUGAUUCCGUCAACAGCCAGACCACGAUCAUCACCACAAGCACAAGCGUCCGCAGAAAUCAAGUCCCUCGCAGGAAAAGGAGAACGCUGGUCGGCGGGAAAGCCGCUUUGACUUUGGCCAUCAUCGUGGGACAGUUUCUGCUCUGCUGGCUGCCUUACUUCGCCUUCCACCUGCAUUUGUCGCUGGGUUUCUCCCAUACCACCUCUGAAGAAGCUGAGGGGCCGGUCAUGUGGCUGGCGUACUCUACGUUCGCAGUAAACCCGUUUUUUUACGGCCUGCUGAACCGUCAGAUUAGGGAGGAGUUGUGUAAGAUGCUGUUCUGUUGCCGAUCGGCCGGCAGACCAGUGCGGCCCUCUGCGUCGGGCCACGAACAUUCGGGACAUGAAGACUUUUUUCAUUUUUUGCACAGGAGCGGAGACAGGGACAGAGUUCGAUGCAGUUAUCACAUGGCUACACCGAGGAACACGCUGGAGCAGACUAGUUUUAGGAUACCGGGGCAAAUACCUGAAGAGGUCACCUAAACAAAGUAUUCAGAUUUUCUAUUUGAGACUCUAAAUCAAUCAUUCACAUUGAUUGCAUUUUUUAUUAUAAAUGAUUGUUUUAGCCUUUUUAGCUCCUUCUAUGUAUUUUUCUAAAUGCAUUGUAUUGAUCUUAUCGUGAACAAUUCUUCAAUGGCAGGGCUCCAAAAUUUAAAAAAAAUAGCUGUGCAAUAUGUUUUAGGAGCAUGUGUGUGAAUGAAUGCGGGUCCUUUAAAAUUUAAGGUCAUGAUGUUUUAAAUGGUAUAACAAACAAUCAUUUGGAGAUGGAAAAACAGGAAUCAAGAUAUACCCUAAUGUCAUUAUUAAAGGCUGUUAAAUUAAAUUAUAAUUGUGCAUUGUGCAUUUAGGUGUUGCUGCUAUAUAUAUAUUUAUGUAUAUAUGUAACAUUUACAUUAAUAUGUUUAAAACACUACAGAAAUGAUCAUUGAUGAUCCUAUUAUUACUGUACUUCUACUGCACUAUUUAAUAUGUUUAAUUUAUUUGGAAAAUGAAGUGACAUAAUGACCAAAAUCUUUAUACAAAAAAAAUAACUUUUUGAAUAAAUUUUUACUUAUUUAUUUCUCUUAUUUAUAACGCAAAGGAUGACCUCAGCUAUCUGCUGUAUUUUGUUUCUACUGUAAAUAUCAGGCAUGGGCUGAAGUGACAAAGACAAGUUGUUUCAUUGUUUAAUAAAGACACUAGUCACGGAAAGCUUGACAUAUACUAUUUCAGUUCAACGCAGCAUAUGUUCAGUUGUGUUGAGUUCAUUGUGCCGCUUGAAUGAUGUGUUAUAUAGAGCCCAUUACAUCACACUAUGUAUUUUUUUGUGCUUUCUUUAUUUCUACAAACAAUGUGGCCAUUGCUGUUUUUGUUUCAAUGGAGAUGGAUAGAGCUUUAUUUGUGCUUUUAUGGGGAGAAUGGUACUGUACAUACGUACAACUGAUUUUUUUGUAUUGUUUAUUAUAGAUGUACAUCUUCAUUCAGGCUAAUUAGUCAACACAACGAUGAAUAAAGAAUAAAGCCACAUAUUAAU